UUUUAAUUACAAGAAAACGAAACUUGUUUGAGGUCCCUUUUUGUUGUUGUUGUUGUUGUUGUGAUUUGUGUAUAGCUCUUUCAACACAUCUUAGUACUCCGUUUAGCAGCUUGGUCUGUACUGUAACAGAAUAGCCCCACGCAGAAGUGUUGUUAUGACACCCUUCGCACGAUUCUCUGAUUAAAACUAUAACAUGCUCUUCAUCGUGCUUAGACCAGAUCCCAGAUAGAAAGGGGAAGUUCACGUCUCUUCAGUCAGACCUUACCGCGCACAGGCAAUGGAGCACUGCACGUUUCUUCUCAAGUUCUGGAAUCUGAAGUGUUUCUUAUUACUGCUGCUACACUUUCAAGCAGCGUUCGCCCAGGAAGGUCCAGGUUCGGCAGAAAUACGACGGCAGGGUGUUAUACCAUACACGUAUGACAUGGCUUACAUAGAUUAUAAUAAGUACUGGUGCCACGGAUACUACCGGCGAACAUGCACUGUUAUUGCGGACAGCAGCGGGAAGGGCAAAGAGAUCGUGGAAGUGAAGGAUGAUAAAAAAGGAAAGAUUGACGUUACUAUAAAACAAGUCAUACCAGAUGGACAUUACUGGUGUGGGAUAGAAAUGAUUGGACUCGAUUCGAUGGCGUACACAUACGUCUCAAUUAUUAUUAAUGAAGCCGAACAGGAAAAUAUCUACAGGCUGGAAUACAUCAUCCCCAUCACUCUGCUGGUUUUUCUCCUGUUACUGCUGGCAGUGUUUGCUGUCUGGUUUAAGAAAAAAUCAAACAGCAAAAAAAACAGAGGAGAAGAGAAGAAGACCUGCACUCAGAAGGUGUCUUCAGAGAUUUCCUUGGACAAUGAGGUCGGUGUUACUUACUCAGCUGUGCAAGUUACAACAGCGCCCUCUCCUGAAGGAAGAGGAGAGCGUGCACUUCCUGACCCUGAUGUAACAGAACCUGUUAUGUACGCCACUCUCGGGUUCUAAAGAGUGGAACAAUGCAAAGUAUAUGAAUGUAACUAAUCCUUCCACUUUGGUAUCUCUGUGUGUAUUCCAGUCAUUAUAAGCAGGCAUGUGCACAACAGUAUAUCAUUAUUGAAGCCUAGUCUUUGAAAAACAUGCUGUACAAAACUAGGGUUGGCCAUGAUCCGGAGCAGAGCCUGCAGCCGGAGUGGGGUGGAGCCUGGAGCUGGAGCGAAGCCUGGAGCCGGAGUGGAGCUUGCCAGUUUUCGGAGCUGAGCUCCAGAGCUAGCGGAGUUUCUGCCGCAGCUCCGCUAUUUCCUACUAUUCAAAACGAAUUCCUUCCUGAAUUAUUCAGUUCAAAGACUUGAAUGAACAGAAUAAAUUAGAAUAUGAAGUACCUACAUGCAAGUGAAGAUGUACUUUAAUAUACAUAAUAUUUUUGUUGAUAUAAGGAGGCGUCAUUAUUGCAUCAGUGGUUUUGGUUCUUGGUCAAUGGUACUUUGAAAGGUGAAAACAGAGACUAUUUUGACUUAUUUGUGAAUAACAGAUUUGCUUCAAACACAUUAGGAACCAAGUUUGUACCUAGCCUAUUCAUCAGGGGGUCUGCAUCAGCUCUGGAGCCAGCCUGGAUCUGGAGCAGGGUGGAUCUCUGUCAGCUCUAGAGCUGGAGCAGGGAGUCUCCAUCUUCUCUGGAGCCAGCCUGAAUCUGGAGCAGGGGGUCUGCAUCAGCUCUGGAGCCAGCCUGGAUCUGGAGCAGGGUGGAUCUCUGUCAGCUCUAGAGCUGGAGCAGGGAGUCUCCAUCUUCUCUGGAGCCAGCCUGAAUCUGGAGCAGGAGGUCUGCAUCAGCUCUGGAGCCAGCCUGGAUCUGGAGCAGGGGGUCUCCAUCAGCUCUGGAGCUGGAGCAGGGGGUCUCCAUCAGCUCUGGAGCUGGAGCAGGAGCUGCUGAAGCCCGCCUGAAUCUGGAGCAGGGGGUCUGCAUCAGCUCUGGAGCCAGCCUGAAUCUGGAGCAGGGGGUCUGCAUCAGCUCUGGAGCCAGCCUGGAGCUGGAGCAGGGGCUGCUGGAGCCAGCCUGGAUCUGGAGCUGAGCUACCAAAGCAGCUCCGGAGCCAGAGCUAUUAAAACCGGAGCACGGCCAACCCUAGCGUUGACCACACACAGUGAGGACACACUGUUGUCUUACUAGUUCAGUGUAAUUGAUCUGUUUUGCUUUCUGUAAAAAUAAGAAGUUUUGCCAAUUGUAUCUGCACCUUUUUUCCUCACUAUAAAUAACAGUUGUAUGUU
Messenger RNA from Polyodon spathula (Mississippi paddlefish), 2224 nucleotides. RefSeq names its product transmembrane domain-containing protein TMIGD3-like. The coding region runs from base 278 to 967 and encodes 229 amino acids. Lineage: Eukaryota; Metazoa; Chordata; Actinopteri; Acipenseriformes; Polyodontidae. The transcript is spliced from 6 exons. The record is from RefSeq and is a predicted model, not a curated record.